ACACAUAUACACUGUAAAUAUAAUCCAUUAUUUCUCCAUGCUUGCUGUGGAUAUUAGUUGGAGGGAAGAAAGCACAACAACUUAAGGAGAAGAUGUAAAAAAAGGUAUGAGAAAAGAGGAGUUUGCGCUAAUACGUACGAGUUUGRACCAUCACUUUCAUCUUUGUGUAUUUGAAGAUUGGUAGCCUUUACAUAUCUAUAACAGAAGAAAUUGAAARUUUUGAACAAGAAUUUUUCUGAGUAAACUUCCAGGCUUGCAUGUGGUCAUAACAGAAUAAACUAGAAGUUAAGACACUAUAAUACGCAAGAGUUUUGGCGCCGAAAARGGUGGAYGRGCUGCUGAAUACUGAGUGAAACUCGAAUAACUUCUCGGUCGUGCCGUUCUGCCGCCAUUCAACCUGACCCAUUGAGAUUGUAUCAAAGUCUAGAAGAGGAAAAUCCUUCGCACAUUAUAAAGUUUCCGCUCAUUUUUGUUGGGUUUCUUAUCGAAAGUACAUCUGAUACAAUCUUACGUAACAAACACACGUACUCAGUAGAUCCCGCUACGUACACGUCCAAUUACACGCAGCCAAGACGCAAGAGAAUAGGAACAUUUUACUUGAAAAUUGUCUUCAGUUCAUCAGUCGUUGAUAUACUGCAAGGUGCCUGCGAAGUUUUUGAUGAAGAAGAGUUUAUUUUUUAUUUUUCUAACUUAUUUCAUGGAAUCGUGACCUGAGGCUUGAUAGAUAUAAUCUUUCUCUAUUKGCGAUAUAUUUCCUUCGCACUGCUGCUUCAUUCUGAACACAGCCGGGGUUAAUAAAUAUAGAGCGAAAACCAAGAUUCUCUUCUCAAAUCCAUCAAAUCUGUAUUUGACGAACAGAAUGGAAAAACAAUAUAAACAUUUUUUGAAUGGUUACCGUUUGAAUGAUAAACAAAUAUCGAAUGGAACCUGUUGUUAUUAACUUACUUAACCAACUUGGUCAAGAGCGCAUGCGCCACUCAAGAGAGCAUUAACCCUGAAGAAAACCAAGCUGAAGCGUCAAGAUYACAGUUUUGAAGAACAAAGUCAUACGGUCCUCAAGAAAAAACGACUUAGGCAAGGAAUGCAAAGCAGAGGUUAUAAAAAUACAUGAACUCAAGUGCCUAGCUGUAGGAUMUUAAGUCGGUGAUAGGGGUUUAAAGCAUGGUAUAAAGUGAUCUAAAGAUUGUCAUCAAAAUUUACUGAAGAACUUGAUAAACUAAAGGCACAAAGGAAAAGKGAGUUUUGUCAGAAACAGAAACUAACUGUACGAGAACAUCACUGAAUCAAGCACAGAAAAUAAAGACUAGCAAGAAAAGGAGCCUCGUGAGUUGACUGAGGGAUGACAGCCACCGAAUAGUCAAUCACUCCUUCAAAAGCAAACACAAAAACCUUUCAGAUAAAAAGUACUGUGAAAGUAAAAAGGCCAAACUACGUUGAGAAAAAAGACACAUCGAGGAGAAGUUAUUUGACUGGCACRCCGCGAAGGUGGGAAAGUACUCCUUUAAAAGCUGACAGAAAAAGAAAGUACAUAAAAUUUGAAUCAACAUUGAAAAGUGACAUUCAUAUACGUUAUGAGUAUAUGUUAUGAAGAAACCUGACUCAUUUGUUUCAUAAUGCAUUCAAUACUGAACCUCUACAUCACGACAGUGUUUGUGAUUCUGAUAUUGUUAUCUGGAGUUUUCUGCAAUAUUUUCAUGGUCUUUGUGAUAUUCAAGAGCCCACGCCUAAAGGGUGAAAAUCAUGUUUUGAUCGCAAACCUCGCAAUUGCAGACCUUCUACAAUCUCUAAACAUGUCGUUCAUGUUAGCAACGCUGUUUAACGGYGGUCAGUGGCUUCUCGACAACGUUACGUGUCAAAUCAAUGCGUUUCUUAUCAUGGAGUUCCUGCUUGCCGCGAUGUUUACGAUCUGYGCGAUAAGCGUCAAUCGUUACGUAAAGAUCGUGAAACCACGUUGGUAYUCACGUAUUUUUAACGAGGAAACUAUCUGUAAGAUCAUUAUGACGAUAUGGCUKCUGCCACUAGUGUUUGCUAUCCCACCCCUUCUAGGGUGGUCUAAGUAUAGUUUUGACCCUGGAAAAUGUAUUUGCUUCUUUAAGCCUGAUCACGUGGGGUCCUAUGGUCUUGUCAUAGGGAUCGUUACCAUGGGAAUCACAGUACCCAUAAUCCUCUACUGCUAUUUUUGGGUAUUCAAAGUCGUAGGAGUUCAUUCAGAUCGAAUGGAAAAGCUUCGUAGCCGACGUAGUUCCGAAAUUUCAUCGCACAUCGAAGAAAUCCGGAUCACACGCACAUUAUUAAUUGUCAUGGCAACGUUUAUGCUAUGUUUUUUACCGGGYACGGUUGUCAUAGUGAUUCAGGUUACAACGGAUCAGCAUACGGUGCCCCCAUGGGCUGAGCUUAUGGGGAUGAUGUGCGCGUUUGCUAACCAAGCCAUCGAUCCAAUCAUCUACGGCUUUUAUAAUACGCAGUAUCGACGCGCCAUGGUACGUUUAUGGUCACGUAAGCCCUUGCGUAAAAACGCUUAUGUUAACUCUACGGAAGCAAAUAUGCAGCAUUCCAUUACGAUCCACGGUAGAUAUUCCGUAGGCGGUGCGUUACUUGUACUUUUUAUCGCUACGGAAAAUGAAUUAUUACGGCAUAAUGCUAUAGCUGCUAGUGCCAAUAUGGGAUUGAAAAGACUUAGACUGCAGCCUACGGAASCGCAAGACGACGUUACGAACGAUAAACUGAACGAUGUAGAAUCUYCAAACUCUGACGAUGAAGAAAUGAAUUAAGCAAUUUGAUCCAAAAGAUUGGGCUUCCUGUAUAAUUGAUAACGGCAAUCCCACGCGUUGAAUCUCGUACCCGCGGGUCCAGUAUAUACACUAUUGCGUAAACACUGCGUAAUUUGACAAAGUACACUCAGUAUGUCGCAUUUCCCUCGGGAGUUUGUCUGAGGGGUACGAGAAUCCAGGCAGGUUUUCUGUCGGGUUUCCUGUGUAAGGGGACAAGUGAAAGAACAGGCUCAGAUAGAUUCAAUGUUGUCAUAGCAACACUGCUAUGACUUUAAUAGUUGAUUAAUUUACAGAUACCUCUGCAAACUUGUGAAUUAUUUGCUUAAGUUAAAUUAAAGAUCAAUCGAGUAAAUUUGAC
This is a messenger RNA of Exaiptasia diaphana, 3129 nucleotides long. Its product is annotated as melatonin receptor type 1C-like. Bases 1614 to 2771 code for a protein of 385 amino acids. Gene Ontology annotation, cellular component: membrane. The record is from RefSeq and is a predicted model, not a curated record. Gene Ontology annotation, biological process: G protein-coupled receptor signaling pathway. NCBI's taxonomy places the organism in Eukaryota, Metazoa, Cnidaria, Anthozoa, Actiniaria, Aiptasiidae. The transcript has a single exon. Gene Ontology annotation, molecular function: G protein-coupled receptor activity.